Messenger RNA from Oncorhynchus gorbuscha (pink salmon), 4945 nucleotides. RefSeq names its product inter-alpha-trypsin inhibitor heavy chain H6-like. The transcript is spliced from 18 exons. NCBI's taxonomy places the organism in Eukaryota, Metazoa, Chordata, Actinopteri, Salmoniformes, Salmonidae. Gene Ontology annotation, molecular function: serine-type endopeptidase inhibitor activity. Bases 407 to 4150 code for a protein of 1247 amino acids. The record is from RefSeq and is a predicted model, not a curated record. Gene Ontology annotation, biological process: hyaluronan metabolic process.
CUGUCAAACUGUCGACAUUCAUGGGUUAAUAAUUUGUCAUUUCUUCUCAUGCUGCUGAUGGCAACAGUGCGCGAAAUAUCCAGUUAUGUACACUCGAGGAUACCCUACCGAACUCAACUCUUGCAACUUUGCGCCCACUGAUUUUCUUUUGAGUUUUCAUCUGAAUAUCUGUCAGUUAUAAAUUAUACUUCAACUUAUUUUAGGUAAUUUUUUCAUAGGUUACAAAACGAUUAAAAUAAAGUGGAGGGAGGGGAACGAGUCGACUGCCCCUUGCAAAACUAACUUGUGUAAUAUGUGAGGCUUGUACUCCUACCGCGCGCUGUGUAUACGCACUGGAUCUCUCUAACUGACUGGCAACGUGAGACCACUGGCAACAUAAAGUUUUUCAUCUCGGAGACAAAAGUAUAUGACCAUGGGGAAAGUGGAUUUAAAAAUCCGUUGUAUUUUGUUUUUCAUCAUCAUCUCAGUCCAGCGGGGAUUUUCAGAGGAAUUUGGAGCACGCCAGGGUGCAAAAGGCAUACUUUUACAGAGAGUGAGACGCCAGAGCAAAGCAGCUAAAUCUGUGCUGAAGGUGACAGACUACCAUGUGAGGUGUUCUGUCGUGUCUCGCUAUGCCCACACCACAAUCCAAAGCUCUGUGUGGAACCAGCUACCUGUCACCAAGGAGGCAGCCUUUGAGGUGGACCUGCCCUCUGCUGCAUUCAUCUCCAACUUCACCAUCACCUCCAAUGACAAAGUGUACGUCGCCCAGGUGAAGGAGAGGAGUGUCGCCAGGAAGAUGUAUGACGCAGCCAAGAAACAAGGAAAAACAGCUGGACUUGUUGCCACCAAAGAGAGGGAGAUCGAGAAGUUCCGCGUGGCGGUGAGUGUUCCCUCGGGGACCCGGAUGUCCUUCUCUCUGUCCUACGAGGAGCUGCUGCCCCGCAGGUUGGGUCGCUAUGAACUGACCCUGGGUCUGAGGCCUGGAGGACUGGUCACUAACCUUACCCUGGACGUCAGUAUUGCAGAAAGGACAGGACUCAGCUUCAUCAAGGUCCUCCCGCUGAAGACCAGUCGACUGCUCUCCAACACUGUCACAGGUGAGUCUGAGGCUCCAGCCUCCACCCAGGUCCAGCAGAACCCUCGUUGUGCUCGUGUGCACUACAGCCCCAGCCUGCAGCAGCAGAGCAGUGCCUCUUCUAAGGGACUCAACGCUGACUACAUCAUCCAGUACGAUGUAGAACUCAGUGACCUCAUUGGGGACAUACAGGUGUUUGAUGGAUACUUUGUCCACUACUUUGCACCUCGGGGGCUUCCUGUUGUCCCGAAGGAUGUCAUCUUUGUCAUUGAUGUCAGUGGCUCCAUGAUUGGCACCAAGAUCAAACAGACAAAGCAGGCGAUGUCCACUAUCCUGGGGGACCUGCGUGAGGAGGACCACUUCAACAUCAUCACUUUCUCAGAUAAGGUCCACACAUGGAGGAAGGGUCGCACAGUGAGGGCCACGCGGAUUAACAUACGAGACGCUAAGGACUUUGUCAAGAGGAUCAUCGCUGAAGGAUGGACCAACAUCAAUGCAGCCCUCCUCUCAGCCGCCCAGCUGGUCAACCCUCCCUCCUCCUCCGGUGGUACCCGCCGGGUCCCUCUGGUCAUCUUCCUGACGGACGGUGAGGCUACCAUCGGCGUGACAUCCGGUGACUUCAUCUUGAGCAACGCUAAGAGUGCCCUGGGGGCCACCUCUCUGUUCGGCCUGGCUUUCGGUGACGACGCCGACUUCCCUUUGCUACGGCGCCUGGCACUGGACAACCGCGGUGUAGCGAGGAUGGUGUACGAGGAUGCGGACGCCGCACUCCAGCUGAAGGGAUUCUAUGAUGAGGUGGCCAGCCCGCUACUGUCAGACAUCCAGCUGACCUACAUGGACGACCAGGCCUUUGACGUCACACGCUCACUCUUCCCUAACUACUUCCAGGGCUCCGAGCUGGUGGUCACUGGGAAGGUCAAGCCAGGGGUCAGGGACCUGAAGGUGUCCCUGACGGCCAGUGGCUCCAAGCAGAAGGUGAAGGUGGAGAAUGAGGUGUUUGUGUCUAAUGGAGAGGGGAAUAGGACAGUGCUCUCUAUGGGCUGCCCUGGGGGCAUGGAUGGGAUCCCCAGCUUUGUACGGCGUCUCUGGGCUUAUUUCACUAUCAAAGAGCUGCUGCUGGCCAAACUGAACACCACUGACCCUAACAUACAGAAACUGCUGGGAGAGAAGGCCACCAACCUCUCCCUCAAGUACAACUUUGUCACUCCUGUUACUUCCCUCGUUAUAGUUAAGCCUGAUGCCGAUGAAAUUCCUACCUCAGCGUCAACUACAACGGUUCGACCCACCACCACCACAGGUACUACAACAACCACAGUAGCCCACACACCUGCCACCAACAUAGCCUCCUCAAUCCCUGUGAAAAAGCCCAGGAUGAUCAAAGCUAAACCAGACCCUCUUGUCACAAAUCCUCCACCUCUCCAACCACCUCAACCCAGAAAGGGCUCCACCCCACCAACAAAACCCAACCCAGUGAAAACAGUGGCUCCACCAUCCCCCAAGAAAACCACUACAACUACCACCCCCAGCCCCAGUGCUGUCAAAACCGUCCCUGUCCCUCUCUCAGGGAAAAUCCCUACCCCUCCUCCCAGCUCUCCUAAAACUGCUCCUGCCCCUCCUGCCAGAAUAGUCAGUACCCCCCUGCCUAACUUGCUCAAAUCAGCCACCGCUCCUGCACCUGGGAAACCCACCACCACAACCCCUCCACCCACCACAGUGAAGACCAUCCCUACAACCACCACCACUACCACCCAACGCAAAACAGUAAAGACUACAGUCCCUACAACUGUGAAAACCACUACCUCCACUACCACCACCACCUCAGUCAGAGCCGACCCAACCCCUGCUCCACAGCCUGGGAAACCCACUACGCCCCUGCCCAUCUCUGUUAGAACAACCCUCCCGCCAGUUAGAAUAUCCCUCUCAUCCCGCUCAUCCUUCUCUUCCUCAGAAAACGCCACCAUGUCUGCCGCUGAUGCCAACCAACCUCAGGUCACCACACACCUAUACAGUCUUAAGUAUGUCCCCCCUACUCCAGCUCCACAUGGCAGUAACACAGACACAGACCCAGAUGUGGACCAGAUUGCCACCUUUGUCUCUGCCACGUUUUCCCCCAUGCCAGGCGUUACAGACGGACCGAAACUGUGGGAGGCUGCAGGACUAUUGGAUGUCUCUACUUCCAUUCAGCUCCAGAGAAAAGAUAUGGAGGUGGUUAAAGAUUAUGAUGCAACCUACGACAAUGACCUUGACUAUGACUCCUGGGAUGAAUCAGCAUCAAAUCCUUGGCCGGCCCCCGCCUCCAGACUGAGCUCUGUCAGAGUCUUCUCUUCUUCUGUUGAUGGAGACCCUCACUUUGUGGUCCAGCUCCCUAAACUGAAACAGAAUCUGUGUUUCACGGUGGACGGCAGGGCCAACGAUGUACUGAGACUGCUGAAAGACUCCGAGAGAGGUAUCACGGUGGAUGGUCAUUUGAUGUGGGCUCCAUCCAAACAAGACGUCGAAGACCGUUCCCGUACAUACUUUGACCAGAUAACCAUCUCCACCAGGGGCGGGACAGGUGUGCUGGGCGCCAUAAUGAUCACCCUCUCAUUGGAUGCUGUGGUGGUGGAGGGGGAGGGGCGGGACACCCUACACACCAAUCAGGAGGGAUCUGUGACAAGGCAGGGUGUGAUGGUUUCCAUGGAAAGCAGAGAUGACUUCCAUCAGAGCUGUUGGAUCGAGCUGACGAAGGACAUUCGUUUCCUGGUUCUCUUCCACCACUACAGACACCCCAGCUACCUGCAGAUGGCACACCUCGGAUUCUACAUCACUGACGGACAGGGCCUCUCUCUUUCAACCAAAGGCCUACUGGGCCAGUUCCAGCAUGCUGACAUGCGUGUCACGCUGAUGAAGGACCCUCGUGACACACUGCGUCGGCCCAGUAAAGAGGGGGUGCUGAGGUGGGGGGUGAUACACAUGCCCGUCACCCUACAGGACAAGACCCUGAAGGACACAGUGAGGAAAGGUCACCUGGGAAGUUGUUGGGUCGUGCCCAAGGCGCAGGUGGAGAGACUGCUGGGGCAUCCCUACCAGAGCUAUGUGGUGGAUCACCUGUAAAUACUCACUGGCUCUUUUCAAAUCCAACACCCAUCCUAGCACUCUAGUUAGAAUACUAUACAUGCCUAAUGCAUUGCUUUAUAUUAAGUGGUUUGGAGAUUGGAACCGAGACACUCAUCUAGCUAUCCCCUUCACCUCAAAGCUGGGUAGCUCAGGCCAUUGGAAACUCUGUAAGGACAAACAGCACUGGGACAAAGGGUGCUGCUGGCUAGCCUUCAAUACCAAUGUCACAUAGUGAGUUAUUACUCUCUGAGAGCACCGGUGGCAGUGUGCAUGAAUGCAUAUUCAUGUUUAUGAGAGGAAAAAGAGAGCCAAUUACGAGACAGAGAAAAGAGAGGGCAAAAGAGAACAAGAGACAGAUGCAAAAGAGAAAAUGUGAGAGACCGAUACAAAGAGAAAAAUAGUGAGAGACCGAGGGAGAGUCCAGUAAGUAUGAGGAGGUAAUUCACACAGGUGUCAGACAUGAAUAAAUAAAGGAUAUGGGAUGAUGUCAUUGCACCACUCCUUUCUGAAACAACAAUAGUGACAGACUUCUCCUUCUGCAGUUAACAUUGCAACAGUAAGAUCUUAAUUUUCUGUAUACUUCGGCAGACAAAUGCUGCUUGAUCUUCACAUACAGCUCAUUCCAAUCUCUCCUUCACGCAAAUCAUGUUUCAUAAGUACUUUUAUAAUUCCAAUGUUAUAACAAAUAUAUUAGAUGAUUUGAGCAAUGUGGAAUUAUUUUAAGUGUCAGGGUUGUGUAUAUACAGUAUGCAUAUUCCUAAAAUGACUAAAUAUUAUAAAUUGUCUAUGGAA